CUCUCUCUCUGUAUCACAUCCACACCACGCAGAGUCCGGGGCCACUUGGACAUUUCUCUCCCCGCUCAGGAUAUUUAGCAGCAGGACUGCAGGCCGUGUCGGUAAAUGUGCAUCUUGUCUGAAAUGCUCCAGCAGCGCAUUUAAAGCUGUGAAGAUCAGCAGAUAGCCCCCAGACUGUUUUCCUCAGCAAAAAAGGCUUAGCUGCAGACCCUGCCCACACCGCCGGCCAAGAUGGUGGUGCUGUCACUCAAAAUCUGCGUGCGGCAAGGCAAUGUUGUGAAAACGAUGCAGUUUGAGCCUUCCACAGCAGUCUAUGAUGCCUGCAGGAUCAUCAGAGAGAGGGUCCCAGAGGCUCAAGCUGGACAAGCCUCGGAUUAUGGCCUCUUUCUUUCUGAUGAAGACCCCAGGAAAGGGAUCUGGUUGGAGUCUGGAAGGACACUGGACUAUUACAUGCUCCGUAAUGGGGAUAUUCUUGAAUACAAGAAGAAGCAGAGGCCCCAAAAAAUCAAAAUGUUGGACGGAGCCGUUAAAACAAUCAUGGUGGAUGACUCAAAAACUGUUGGCGAGCUGCUUGUGACCAUCUGCAGCAGAAUAGGAAUCACAAACUAUGAGGAAUACUCUCUGAUCCAGGAGACGGUGGAGGAAAAGAAAGAGGACGGCAUGGGUACACUGAAGAAGGACAGGACACUGCUGCGAGAUGAGAGAAAGAUGGAGAAGCUGAAAGCCAAAUUGCACACAGAUGAUGACCUGAACUGGUUGGACCACAGCAGAACGUUCAGGGAGCAGGGCGUGGACGAAAACGAGACCCUUCUGCUCAGACGCAAGUUCUUCUACUCGGACCAGAACGUGGACUCCAGAGACCCCGUCCAACUCAACCUUCUUUAUGUUCAGGCACGAGACGACAUCCUAAAUGGUUCCCAUCCUGUAUCAUUUGACAAAGCCUGUGAGUUUGGAGGCAUCCAGGCCCAGAUCCAGUUUGGACCUCACAUAGAGCAUAAACACAAGCCUGGAUUCUUAGAUCUAAAGGAGUUCUUACCCAAAGAGUACAUCAAGCAGCGAGGAGCUGAAAAGAAAGUAUUUCAGGAACACAAAAAUUGUGGAGAAAUGACAGAGAUUGAAGCAAAAGUGAAAUAUGUCAAGCUGGCGCGGUCUUUGAGGACGUACGGUGUCUCAUUCUUCCUCGUCAAGGAAAAGAUGAAGAGUAAGAACAAGCUGGUACCUCGACUCCUGGGUAUCACCAAGGAGUCGGUGAUGAGAGUGGAUGAGAGGACCAAAGAUGUGGUUCAGGAGUGGCCGCUCACCACCGUAAAGAGGUGGGCUGCGUCGCCCAAAAGCUUUACACUGGACUUUGGGGAGUACCAGGAGAGCUACUACUCAGUUCAGACCACUGAAGGGGAACAGAUCUCUCAGCUCAUUGCCGGCUAUAUUGAUAUCAUCCUCAAAAAGAAGCAAAGCAAAGAUCGUUUUGGAUUAGAGGGUGAUGAGGAGUCAACCAUGCUAGAGGAAUCGGUUUCCCCUAAAAAAUCUACGAUACUUCAGCAGCAGUUUAACCGUGUGGGCCAAGUGAACCAAAGCUCUGUUGCUCUGCCGGGGGUCAUCCGCUCUGGCUCUAUUGGCACAGAGUCGCUCAGCAUGGGCACCAUGCCGUCCCCUCAGCAGCAGAUCACCAUGGGUCAAAUGCACCGUGGCCACAUGCCGCCGCUGAGUUCAGCGCAGCAGGCUUUGAUGGGAACCAUCAACACCAGCAUGCAGGCUGUUCAAAAGGCCCAGAUAGAUCUGGGAGAGGUUGACGACCUUCCACCUAUUGGGCAGGACAUGGCAUCAAAGGUGUGGAUCCAGAACAAGAUGGAUGAAUCCAAACAUGAGAUCCACUCGCAGGUUGAUGCCAUCACUGCAGGAACGGCGUCUGUUGUGAACCUCACAGCUGGUGAUCCCACUGACACGGACUACACAGCAGUGGGCUGCGCCAUCACCACCAUUUCCUCCAACCUGACCGAAAUGUCAAAGGGUGUGAAGCUGCUGGCGGCGCUGAUGGAGGACGACAUGGGAGGAGGUAACGACCUGAUGAAGGCUGCCAGGACGCUAGCAGGAGCCGUGUCCGACCUCCUUAAGGCUGUGGAGCCGACUUCUGGAGAGCCCAGACAGACAGUGCUGACGGCUGCAGGCAGCAUUGGCCAGGCCAGCGGAGACCUACUGAGACAGAUCGGAGAGAACGAGACGGACGAGAGGUUCCAGGAUGUUCUGAUGAAUUUGGCCAAAGCAGUCGCCAAUGCUGCAGCCAUGUUGGUGCUGAAGGCCAAGAACGUGGCUCAGGUUGCAGAGGACACCGUCCUGCAGAAUCGGGUCAUUGCUGCAGCUACCCAGUGCGCCCUUUCCACCUCCCAACUUGUGGCAUGUGCAAAGGUGGUGAGUCCGACCAUCAGCUCCCCAGUUUGCCAGGAGCAGUUGAUCGAAGCGGGAAAGCUGGUGGACCGCUCUGUGGAGAGCUGUGUGCAGGCCUGCCUCUCAGCCACAGAGGAUGGAGAACUCCUCAAACAGGUGAGCGCAGCAGCAGGGGUUGUGAGUCAGGCCCUGGCAGACCUUCUGCAGCAUGUCCGUCAGUACACCGCCAGGGGAGAGCCAAUCGGGCGCUACGACCAGGCUACAGACACCAUCAUGACCGUCACUGAGAGCAUAUUCAGUUCCAUGGGAGAUGCAGGAGAGAUGGUACGGCAGGCUCGAGUUUUGGCUCAGGCCACCUCUGACCUGGUGAACGCCAUGAGGUCCGACGCCGAGGUCGAGGUAGACGUGGAUAACUCCAAAAAGCUGCUGGCAGCUGCCAAGCUGCUGGCAGACGCUACUGCAAGGAUGGUGGAGGCAGCGAAGGGUGCAGCAGCGUACCCAGAGAAUGAGGACCAGCAGCAGAGGCUGAGGGAGGCUGCUGAGGGGCUCCGCGUAGCCACCAACGCUGCGGCACAGAACGCCAUUAAGAAGAAACUCAUCAACAGACUGGAGAACGCCGCCAAGCAGGCUGCAGCAGCCGCUACGCAAACCAUCGCCGCCGCUCAGAACGCUGCCGCCUCUAACAAGAACACAGCGGCUCACCAGCAGCUGGUGCAGAGCUGUAAGGCUGUUGCAGACCACAUCCCACAGCUCGUCCAAGGAGUACGAGGCAGCCAGGCCAAACCAGAGGACCUGAGCGCACAACUGGCCCUCAUCAUAUCCAGCCAGAACUUCCUGCAGCCUGGUAGUAAGAUGGUGACCUCGGCCAAGUCGUCUGUGCCCACAGUGACCGAUCAAGCAGCAGCUAUGCAACUGGGUCAGUGUGCCAAGAACCUGGCCACCUGCCUGGCUGAGCUGAGGACAUCAGCACAGAAGGCUCAUGAAGCCUGCGGCCCCAUGGAGAUCGACUCUGCGCUCACUGCAGUCCAGACCCUAAGAACCGAGCUGCAAGAUGCAAAGCUGGCAGCAGUAAACACCCAACUCAAACCUCUGCCUGGAGAAUCGUUGGAGAAAUGCGCUCAGGAUCUGGGCAGCACCUCAAAGGCAGUAGGAUCCUCCAUGGCUCAGCUGCUUACAUGUGCAGCUCAAGGAAAUGAACACUACACUGGAGUAGCUGCCAGAGAGACAGCCCAGGCCUUGAAGACCCUCGCCCAAGCAGCCCGUGGCGUUGCUGCUUCCACAUCGGACCCCAAGGCUGCGGCUGCCAUGCUGGACUCGGCCCGAGACGUCAUGGAGGGCUCAGCGCUUCUGAUCCAUGAGGCCAAGCAGGCAUUGAUUUCUGAUGGAAGCGCUGAAAGCCAGCAGAGGCUGGCACAGGUGGCCAAAGCCGUGUCUCAUUCCCUGAAUAACUGCGUCAACUGUCUGCCUGGCCAGAAGGAUGUCGACAUGGCUCUGAAGAGCAUCGGCGAGGCCAGUAAGAAACUGCUGAUUGAAACUAUCCCUCCAGCCUCGAAGUCGUUUCAGGAAGCCCAGAAUGAUCUGACUCAGACCGCAGCAGACCUGAACCAGUCGGCAGGCGAUGUGGUCCACGCCUCCAGGAGCUCAAGCAACCAGCUGGCCUCAGCCUCUGGAAAGUUCAGUCAGGACUUUGACGAGUUUCUGGAUGCUGGCAUAGAAAUGGCUGGGCACACGCAGAAGAAGGAUGAUCAAGUGCAAGUGAUUGGUAACCUGAAAAACAUCUCCAUGGCAUCCAGUAAACUGCUGCUGGCUGCUAAAAGUCUGUCAGUGGACCCGGCAGCUGCAAACGCCAAAAACCUCCUCGCUGCUGCAGCAAGGGCUGUGACAGACAGCAUCAACCAGCUGAUCACGCUGUGCACUCAGCAGGCACCUGGCCAAAAGGAGUGUGACAACGCCCUCAGAGAGUUGGAGGCUGUCAGAGGAAUGCUGGACAACCCUAGCGAACCAGUCAGUGACCUGUCUUACUUUGACUGCAUUGAGAGUGUGAUGGAGAACUCCAAGGUCCUGGGAGAGUCCAUGGCGGGCAUUUCUCAGAACUGCAAGACUGGGGAUGUGUCUGCAUUUGGAGACUGUGUUGGGUCAGCUUCCAAAGCCCUGUGUGGCCUCACUGAAGCUGCAGCACAGGCCUCCUACCUGGUGGGCGUGUCGGAUCCCAACAGUCAGGCAGGCCACCAGGGCUUGGUGGAUCCCAUCCAGUUUGCCCGGGCCAACCAGGCUAUCCAGAUGGCCUGUCAGAACCUAGUGGACCCUCAAAGCAGCCCUUCCCAGGUGUUGUCUGCAGCCACCAUUGUUGCAAAGCACACCUCUGCAUUGUGCAACGCCUGCCGUCUGGCUUCCUCCAAAACUACAAACCCUGUUGCUAAAAGGCACUUUGUGCAGUCUGCCAAGGAAGUGGCAAAUACCACUGCCAACCUGGUCAAAACUAUCAAGGCUUUAGACGGUGAUUUCUCAGAGGAGAACAGAGGCAGGUGUCGAGUCGCAACAGCUCCACUCAUCGAAGCUGUGGAGAACCUGACCACAUUCGCCUCCAACCCUGAGUUUGCCAGCGUCCCAGCCAAAAUCAGCAAAGAGGGCUCUGAAGCCCAGCAGCCCAUCCUUCAGUCGGCACGCUCCAUGCUGGAUAGCUCCACUCAUCUGCUCAAAACGGCCCGAUCUCUGGUCAUCAACCCAAAGGACCCGCCCACUUGGUCCGUCCUGGCUGGUCAUUCUCGCACUGUUUCCGACUCCAUCAAGAGUCUCAUUACAGCUAUCCGAGACAAGGCCCCCGGACAGCGGGAAUGCGACUCCUCAAUUGAUAACAUUAACAAAUGUAUCCGAGACAUUGAGCAGGCCUCUCUGGCAGCCGUCAGCCAAAACUUACCAAGCAGAGACGACAUCUCAUUGGAGGCCCUGCAGGAACAGCUGACGUCCACUGUGCAGGAAAUCGGACACUUAAUUGACCCCGUUUCCACAGCUGCCAGAGGCGAGGCGUCCCAACUAGGACACAAGGUGACCCAGUUGGCUGGUUACUUCGAACCUCUGAUCAAGGCGUCCGUUGGCGUCACCUCCAAACUCAGUGACCACCAGCAGCAGAUGACUUUUCUUGACCAAACAAAGACCCUGGCUGAGUCUGCUUUGCAGAUGCUUUAUGCUGCUAAGGAGGGUGGAGGAAAUCCAAAGGCGUCACAUACCCACGAUGCUAUAGCGGAAGCAGCUCAGCUCAUGAAGGAGGCGGUGGAUGACAUGAUGGUGACGCUGAACGAGGCUGCCAGUGAGGUGGGCAUGGUGGGAGGAAUGGUGGAGUCGAUCGCUGAGGCAAUGGCAAAGCUGGAUGAGGGGACGCCUGCUGAGCCGGAAGGUUCCUUUGUUGAUUACCAGACUAAUAUGGUGAAGCAUUCAAAGGCUAUUGCAGUCACUGCUCAGGAAAUGAUGACCAAAUCGGUGACUAGUCCAGAUGAGCUGGGGGCUCUAGCUUCUCAAGUGACCGUGGAUUACAGCCAGCUGGCCGUUCAGGGCCGACUGGCUGCUUACACUGCUGAGCCAGAAGAGAUCGGUUUCCAGAUAAAAAACAGAGUACAAGAGCUUGGCCACGGCUGCAUUUUCCUGGUACAGAAGGCCGGAGCUUUGCAGAUCAGCCCCUCUGACAGCUACACCAAGCGAGAGCUCAUUGACUGCGCCCGUGCAGUCACAGAGAAGGUGUCCUUGGUGCUAUCGGCACUCCAGGCCGGCAAUAAGGGCACCCAGGCCUGCAUCACAGCCUCCAGCGCCGUGUCAGGCAUAAUCGCAGAUCUGGACACCACUAUCAUGUUUGCAUCUGCCGGCACCCUCAAUGCGGAGAAUGAUGAGUCCUUCGCUGACCACAGGGAAAAUAUCCUGAAGACGGCCAAAGCCCUGGUAGAGGACACCAAGAUGCUUGUGUCUGGAGCCGCUUCGGGUCAGGACAAGCUGGCCCAGGCCGCCCAGUCUUCUGCCAAAACCAUCACCCAGCUCACUGAUGUUGUCAAACUGGGAGCAGCCAGCAUCGGCUCCGAUGACCCUGAGACGCAGGUGGUUCUGAUAAACGCAGUUAAAGAUGUGGCCAAGGCACUAGCUGAGCUCAUUAGUGCCACCAAGUGUGCAGCAGGGAAGACUGCAGAUGAUCCGUCUAUGUACCAGCUGAAGGGCGCCGCCAAGGUGAUGGUGACCAACGUGACAUCACUGCUGAAGACUGUCAAAGCUGUGGAGGACGAGGCUACUCGGGGCACUAGGGCGCUGGAGGCUACAAUCGAGUGUAUUAAACAGGAAAUGACGGUGUUUCAGUCCAGAGAUGCUCCAAAUAAGACCACCACACCAGAGGAGUUCAUACGCAUGACCAAGGGCAUCACCAUAGCUACAGCCAAAGCUGUGGCUGCAGGAAACUCUGCACGCCAAGAGGACAUCAUCCAUACGGCCAACUUGAGCCGCAAAGCUAUUUCUGACAUGCUAACGACCUGCAAGCAAGCGGCAUACCAUCCCGAGGUCAGUGAGGAGGUCAAGAACAGAGCACUGAUGUUUGGAGCAGAAUGCACCACUGGAUACAUUGAUCUGCUAGAACAAGUGCUGCUGGUUAUGCAGAAGCCCACAGCAGAGCAGAAGCAGCACCUGGCCGCUUGCUCCAAACGUGUUGCAGGCGCCGUGACAGAGCUCAUCCAGACUGCUGAGGCCAUGAAAGAUGGAGGUUCAGAGUGGGUGGACCCUGAGGACCCAACGGUGAUUGCAGAGACUGAGCUGCUUGGAGCCGCGGCGUCUAUUGAGGCAGCAGCAAAAAAGCUGGAGCAGCUGAAACCCAGAGCAAAGCCAAAGCAAGCAGACGAGACAUUGAACUUCGAGGAGCAGAUCCUGGAGGCUGCCAAAUCCAUCGCUGCAGCCACCAGCGCUUUGGUCAAAUCGGCCUCCGCCGCUCAGAGAGAGCUGGUGGCCCAGGGAAAAGUGGGCUCUAUUCCCGCCAAUGCCGUGGAUGAUGGACAAUGGUCUCAAGGGCUCAUCUCUGCUGCACGUAUGGUAGCUGCAGCAACAAGCAACCUUUGUGAAGCAGCCAACGCCUCUGUGCAAGGCCAUGCCAGCGAGGAGAAGCUCAUCUCUUCAGCUAAACAGGUGGCGGCGUCCACCGCCCAGCUGCUGGUGGCCUGUAAGGUGAAGGCGGACCAGGACUCUGAAGCAAUGAGGAGACUGCAGAUUGCUGGGAAUGCUGUAAAAAAGGCAUCAGACAAUUUAGUGCGGGCAGCUCAGAAAGCAGCUUUUGACAAAGCGGAUGAAGAUAAUGUGGUUGUGAAGACGAAGUUUGUGGGAGGAAUAGCCCAGAUUAUUGCAGCUCAGGAAGAGAUGCUGCGAAAGGAAAGGGAGCUGGAAGAAGCCAGGAAGAAACUGGCGCAGAUCAGGCAACAGCAAUACAAGUUCCUCCCCAGCGAGCUACGAGAGGACUCCAACUAAUGCCUGCCCUGUGAGCUUUCACCGGUUUCUGCUAAGCUGGACCGCUGUAUGACCGAAGCGAGAAGUUCGUUGCAUGAAAGAUUGUAAAUUCCACUAAGAGCGAGUUUAAAAUCCUACUGCGUGGAGCCGACUACUUCCUGCAAAACAACAUAAAGAUUGUGACGAACUUAAUGUUAAUCAUAACUACUUAACCCGGAAUGUGACAUCUUUCAAACAGCACAGCUCACAUCUUGUUCAACCCAUAAGGUUUUAUUUUCUAUUUUGGUUUGCAGAUCCUCUGUAAAGUCUUUCAAAUGAAGAAGCGAUUGUUCGGCUGUUUCUGUCGCUUAGCCGUAUAAAUGCAAAAUGAAUCUGAAAGGAAAAAAAAAAACACAAAGCAUCCCUAAAACAUUUUUAAUCAUUGCUGCGUGAAUGUUGGCCUUUAUGCUCCAGUUUGCACCUUAAUGUCUGUGUGAAUCAUGUGAACCACUAAGUCUGCUUUGAUACAGUGGUUUGUAAACCAUAAUGUGAAGGAAGAUAGUUUCAUUUAAGUGUUUUUUUCCUCUGUUCUUCUCACUUAUUCUUGUCUCUAUAGGACAAACAUAUGAAGAUGCAACACAUUGUAAUUCUAAGUUACCAUAUGAAUGUUUUUUUCUACACAGGAAAACAUGUUACCAGAUUAUUUAUAACAGUGGGCUAAUUUUUGAAGUUUUUUUUCCAGGGUUACAUGCGAUCUCAGAUUAUUGCUACCAACAGCAGAGUUUUGUGGCUUGCAGGCAGAAUGUUAUACCAUAAAACAUGUUUGUUUUGGUUUUUUCAACCGCUUCUCCUUUUAGGCAAUGAGACAAGGUAUAAGUAAUGCAAUAAUAUCACAGGUGCUUUAGGGGGCAGCAUUGGUUACCUUCACACCAUACACAAAUCAAAUCCAGGGAAAUCUGUUAUAAAAUAGACACUUAUUUGAUGGUACAGACUAAAAUCUAUUUAUAAGUCUAUUGUUACUUAAUAAUCAUUUAUUAGCAAUAUCCUCACUGACUCGAAUUUAAGCGUUCAUACAAGUUUUGUCAAAUUAAGCAACAAAAAAACAACAACUUUGCAAUAAGAUAAAGUGAAACAAGUGCAAAGAUAAUCAUGUCGAUCCGUCUUUUUUUUCUCCUCUGCAACUUUAAUCGAGCAGAAAAAGCUUUGUUUACAGCGUGUGAUUGUGAUCAUCAUCUAAUAGCUUAUUCUGGAGGCUGCAUUUCAGUUUGAAAUUCGACUACACUGUAAGUUUAGCCACUGCCUUUAGGAUGGGAGACUUUAUGCUAAAGGUGUAGAGAAAUCUAUGCCUCCACAUAGGAACACUGAAUCCUAGAGCGUAUAAACAAUGUUUUUUUUUUUUUUUUUAAGUUGAGGUUUUGUUUUUCUGGCAUUACGCUCUGAGCAUUUUGAAUGAGACGGGGAGCGUCCAACGCUUAUCAGUGCAGUCUGUAGUGUUAUUAUUAUUAGUGCCUUAGUUGUUUAUCCAUACAGUGUCUGCUGCUGCAGUGACAGCUUCAUGUAGAAGACAGGUUAUUGCUCGGAAACGUAGGUUCAUGUCUGUGGUAUUUUAACAUACUGUUCCUUCAAGUGCUGAAACGACUGCGCCUCUUUUGUCUCCCCUCUCUGCUACAUGUGAAGCCUUUCCUAGGAGGGUAAAGGAGGAACCGUCUGCAAGUCAGAAAAACAAAAUGUGUUGAAAUUGAAAAUGUACUAUAUUACAUAUAGGAACACAUUUUUGUAUGGAAUUUUUUUGGGCAUGUAACCACAGUGCUUCUGAACAAAAACAGCCACCAGAGACUGAAGAGUGCAAUGAAGUCUCUGGCAACAUUUUACAGAUGAAUUUGGUUUUCUUGUGGUUUUACAGUCCUUUGAAAGAUAAUUGAUAAUUGUUGAUAGGAAUAUUUCAUUAUAUCUGUCACUGUUUUAAUGCCGUGUGGAGUUAUAGAAGUGUUUCCCCCCCCCCCAAAACCAAAAAAAUGAAGUUAGAAAGUGGUUACACUUAAGAUGAAUGAUAGCUUAAGAUACUAAAGAUAUUUAUCUGGCCUCUAUAAAACUUAUUUUUUUGUAUUCACUGAAAAUAAAGCAUU
This is a messenger RNA of Cyprinodon variegatus (sheepshead minnow), 9950 nucleotides long. It is a transcript of the gene tln2a, whose product is annotated as talin-2-like. The transcript is spliced from 59 exons. The record is from RefSeq and is a predicted model, not a curated record. Gene Ontology annotation, molecular function: integrin binding; actin filament binding; structural constituent of cytoskeleton. Lineage: Eukaryota; Metazoa; Chordata; Actinopteri; Cyprinodontiformes; Cyprinodontidae. Gene Ontology annotation, biological process: cell-cell adhesion. The coding region runs from base 232 to 7866 and encodes 2544 amino acids. Gene Ontology annotation, cellular component: cytoskeleton; ruffle; plasma membrane.